GAUAAAGACUCGCCAUUGUUCCUCUUUUCUCGACGACGUGUCCGCCAAUAUGGUCUAAAAAAAAGUCAUUAGCUAAUCUUCGUUCCAGCAUUCAGAAAUCAAGUGGGAAAAUGUCCGCGAGACCGGAGGAACUUUGCGGAGUGAAGGAGGAGCCCCCAUGUCACCGACACUCGACUGUGUGCAAAUUAAUGCACGCUAAGGUUGUUCUUCACAGACUAGAAGAUCUAUACGUCAGCCAAGCCCGUUAUUCUGAGCACCUGGAGUCUGCAUGCAUCAAGGACGAGGAAGAAGAGUGGUCAUCCAUUCAGGAAGCGUUCAUACACAUGAAAGGUUUCAGAAAAUAUCUUGGUGCUGAGCGGCAGGAGGCAGCAUGUCCUGGCGUUGAGCUCCCCCAAAUCAAAGAGGAGGAGGAGCCAGAGCCCUGUCAACAGAAGCAACUUCCAAUCAAAAAGGAGGAAGAAGAGCUGCCAUACGUUAAAGAGGAGGAAGAGGAGGAGCAUAUCACCAGGUCAAAUGGUGAGCCCUUGAAGAGUGAAGAUGGUCAGAGUGAGGUCAGCAGAGGAGCGGAGUCUCUAGGUGGCAGCAGCUCAACAGAAGAAUUGCAAGCAGACAAUUUCAUCGCUCCAUCAGACAGAAAUGGCGCCACGUCACACUCACCUUACAAUGAGGAUGGUCAUAAGAAAUCUCACAGUGACAACAAACUCUGCAAAUGCUCUCAGUGUGGGAAAACCUUUGCUAAUAAGUAUACUUGUCGUAGGCAUAUGAGGAGCCACACUGGAGAAAAACUUUUUUCCUGCUCAGUUUGUGGUCAAAGAUUCACUCAGAAGGAAAACUUAAAAACACACAUAAGAACCCAUACUGGCGAAAAACCUUUUUCCUGCUCAGUUUGUGGUCAAGGAUUCUCUCGUAAGCAAAACUUAAAAACACACAUAAGAACCCAUAAUGGCGAAAAACCUUUUCCCUGCUCAGUUUGUGGUCAAAGAUUCACUCAGAAGGAAAACUUAAAACUACACACAAGAACACACACUGGUGAAAAACCUUUUUCCUGCUCAGUUUGUUGUCAAGGAUUCUCUCAAAAGCAAAACCUACAACGUCACAAAAGAAGACACACUGGCGAAAAACCUUUUCCCUGCUCAGUUUGUGGUCAAGGAUUCUCUCUAAAGCAAAACUUACAACGUCACGAAAGAAGACACACUGGCGAAAAACCUUUUCCCUGCUCAGUUUGUGGUCAAAGAUUCACUCUGAAGGAACACUUAAAACUACACACAAGAACACACACUGGUGAAAAAACUUUUUCCUGCUCAGUUUGUAAUCAAAGAUUCACUCACAAGGAAAGCUUGAAAAUACACACAAGUACCCACACUGGCGAAAAACCUUUUUCCUGCUCAGUUUGUGGUCAAAGAUUCACUCAGAAGGAAAACUUAAAAACACACUUAAGAACCCAUACUGGCGAAAAACCUUUUUCCUGCUCAGUUUGUGGUCAAGGAUUCUCUCAAAAGCAAACCUUAAAAAUACACAUAAGAACCCAUACUGGCGAAAAACUUUUUCCCUGCUCAGUUUGUGAUCAAAGAUUCACUCACAAGGAAAGCUUGACAAUCCACACAAGCACCCACACUGGCGAAAAACCUUUUUCCUGCUCAGUUUGUGGUCAAAGAUUCACUCACAAGGAAAACUUAAAAACACACAUAAGAACCCAUACUGGCGAAAAACCUUUUUCCUGCUCAGUUUGUUGUCAAGGAUUCUCUCAAAAGCAAAACUUAAAAACACACAUAAGAACCCAUACUGGCGAAAAACCUUUUUCCUGCUCAGUUUGUGGUCAAGGAUUCUCUCGUAAGCAAAACUUAAAAACACACACAAGAACCCAUAAUGGCGAAAAACCUUUUCCCUGCUCAGUUUGUGGUCAAAGAUUCAUUCAAAAAAAUAGCUUGAAAAUACAUACAAGAGCCCACACUGGCGAAAAACCUUUUUCCUGCUCAGUUUGUGGUCAAGCGUUCGCCCAUAAAAAAACCUUAAAACACCACACAAGAUCACACAGUGCUGAAAACCCUUUUUCUUGCGCAGUUUGUGGUCAAGGAUUCGCUCAGAAGGAUCGGAUGAAGCGACACGUGUGUGUUGGUAUUAGAAGCAGUGGCCAAUGACUGUUUUGCCAGUCAUCCAUGCUGGCUUCUUCAGAUUUUGCACGCAGGUUAGAUUAGGAGUUACAUUCGUAUUCGUGGCAUUUUUGUGAAAGCAUUUUUGUUUGGACUUGCCGUUUUUUUAUUACCUCUUCUGGCCAUGAAAGCCUUGCCCUUGGUUCUCUCGCCGACUCGGUUCAUGCCUCUUUUUAUUUGUAUUUUCCCUCACGUGUUCUGGCGUGCUCCCUUGUUUUUCCAAAUA
This is a messenger RNA of Corythoichthys intestinalis (scribbled pipefish), 2376 nucleotides long. Its product is annotated as gastrula zinc finger protein XlCGF57.1-like. The coding region runs from base 111 to 2138 and encodes 675 amino acids. Gene Ontology annotation, molecular function: DNA-binding transcription repressor activity, RNA polymerase II-specific; RNA polymerase II cis-regulatory region sequence-specific DNA binding. NCBI's taxonomy places the organism in Eukaryota, Metazoa, Chordata, Actinopteri, Syngnathiformes, Syngnathidae. Gene Ontology annotation, biological process: regulation of transcription by RNA polymerase II. Gene Ontology annotation, cellular component: nucleoplasm. The transcript is spliced from 3 exons. The record is from RefSeq and is a predicted model, not a curated record.